Messenger RNA from Talaromyces stipitatus ATCC 10500, 1717 nucleotides. RefSeq lists its product as uncharacterized. The transcript is spliced from 2 exons. Gene Ontology annotation, cellular component: SMN complex; nucleus. Lineage: Eukaryota; Fungi; Ascomycota; Eurotiomycetes; Eurotiales; Trichocomaceae. The record is from RefSeq and is a predicted model, not a curated record. Gene Ontology annotation, biological process: spliceosomal snRNP assembly. Bases 170 to 1636 code for a protein of 488 amino acids.
AAUACCUUAUACAGCUGCAUAUCGUUGUUUAAAAUAAAGGGGAACCAUGUUUUGAUGUCUCCUGAAAUACCAAGAUGGCUGGCCUAGUUUAAUUUUAACUCUCUGCAGACUACGCCAUCUCCGGAACCUCAACAAGAUUUAGCCAACUUCAACUGGAAUCCUUCAUAAGAUGCCCGAAAAACGCAAGACAGAGUCCGUGUUGGAAGACAGCCAACACAGCUUCCUUGCGAAGCGUGCGCGACAACAAAUUUCCUAUGAUGACCUGGACGAGUCCGUGCAUACGCCUCCUGUGGCCCAACCCGAACGAUCGACGAGGAAUGACCUUGAAGACGAUGUCGUGGACGCGGACGCAUUCGGAAACGAAGGUGAAGAAGAACACUUGGGGUAUAAUAGCAAAACUACCACAGCUUCAAAUAAACAGAGCGGCCGUCAACGCAAUAAUCAGCAGCCCCGGGUAGAUCCCAUUUAUGGGCAAAGAAGUGCUUUUCCUGGUUUGGAUGAUGCCGGCUUCGAUGAGCUACUCUACGGCCCACCGGAGGAUGGAUUGGAAUACUUGCGCCUGGUCAGGUCCGAAGCGAACUCCUUACCUCCUCUCUUCGUUGCGCCAAAAGCCAAGAUGGAACAAAAAGAGAUUGAACAAGCCGAUGUAACAAUCGAUCAGAUUGGAACAGAGCUCGUAUAUCAGACGAAAGGAGAGACAGAACAAGCCCAAGACGAGUCCGGCUAUGUCCUCAUUGACGGGGUAGUGAUUGCUACAUCCACCACCAAGGACGCAACCGAGUUUGAUGGCGAAGAAAAACGAGACGCUCAGUCAUCAUACUACAAUCUACUAAAGCAUCGCUUCGUUCUCCUUCGGACAAUGUUACGAUGCUCCCCUCCGGCCGCUUCAAUUGCUGAUCUCGAUGAAAGUCACCCUAUCACACUCCCGUUCCACUCCAAGGCUGCUCGGACAGCAUGGACGCAAUUAUUAUACACUGCAGAACCACAAAUGGCACAGCUAGCAUGCAUGGACAUGGAAUCUGUGCUUGGGGUUAUCCGACUAUUAGGGCCUGUGAUGAUAAAAUGCGUUAAGGAUAACGAUGCAAAUCAGUUACGACGUAUUGGUGCAUGGGCAUGGGGUCUGUUAGGUCGAUGUCGAGAUGUAGGCGAGCUGGGCAGUGAAGAAGUCGGUGAAUUGAGAAUUUUCGGAAGGAAAGCGCUUAAUCUCCUGAAGAAGUUGAAUAGAAAUAAGGACACUUCUAUUCCAAACGCCAUGGUUGUGGAUUCUGAAUCUGAAGACAAAGAAUCUAGCGAUGACGAGGAGGAGAUUGCAAUGGAGAGUGUGGAGUCAGCUGAAACGCAGGCAAUUAAAGACCUCGAAGCGGCUAAACUUCAGUUACAGGCACAGUUUCUCGGAAAAGAUACUGAAGAAGAGGAAGGUGAGAGACGAAGGAGGAAUACUUCAUCUCCGCUUGAAGCAGGUGUGAGCGAGCAAGAGAUGGUUACCCUCCAAGAGACUACUAUCAGGAAAUCAUUACCGGAUACCACAGUCACUGGAGAAGAGCAGUCUCGUAUUCUCCUGGACAUGAUCAUCACCAUUGUGGGUGAAUUUUACGGACAGAGAGAUCUUCUACAGCAGAGAGAUAUCUGGAAUUAGCUAUUGGGGAUAUAUAAUAGUGAGAAUUUGUUCAUGAUACCCAGAAUACUAAUUAAUCGAAUACAUCCCAAACUCAUGAUG